AAGCCAAGGCACUCGCUCUGGAACACUGGCUCGUCCCAUUACUUAUCACCCAUCGAGCCAACAUCAUCAUGUCUUUGUUUCAACCCUCGCCCAAGCCCAGUUCUCCAAUGGGCUACCAUCGUGUGCUCUCCCCCAACGCCGCAGUCAAGGUCUCACCCAUAUGCCUUGGAGGCAUCAGCAUCGGCAACUCAUGGAGCGAAUAUACCGGCAAAAAUGAAGACCCAUUUGAGUUGUUAGACGCAUUCUUCGCCAUUGGAGGCAAUUUCAUCGACACGGCAAACGUCUACAAUUGGGGAGACUCCGAAAAGCUCAUUGGUCAAUGGAUGGACAAGCGUGGUGUCCGGGAUCAAAUGGUUAUUGCUACCAAGUACUCCGCUCACUAUCGCUCUCAAAACAGGGGGAAUGAGCCUUUGCAGAGCAACUUUAUUGGAAACUCUAUGAAGAGCAUGCACGUAUCUGUGCGGCAUAGCUUGAAGAACUUGAGGACCGACUAUAUCGAUAUUCUUUACGUACACUGGUGGGAUUUCACGACCUCGGUCGAAGAGGUUAUGAAGGGGUUGCAUGCGCACGUUAUGGCCAAGGAGGUUCUUUACUUGGGUGUUUCGGAUACACCAGCCUGGGUUGUCGUCAAGGCGAAUGACUAUGCUAGACACCAUGGCCUGACCCCGUUCUCGGUCUACGAAGGCAAGUGGAACGCUUCAUUUCGUGACAUGGAAGGAGAGAUCAUCCCAAUGUGCGAAGACCAAGGCAUGGCCAUCGUUCCUUUCGCUGCCUUGGGAACCGGCACGUUAUUGUCCGCCAAACAAAGACAUGAACGGGAAAGCGAUCCAGACGCUGCUCAAGCGUCGCCGAGUGAGAAAGCUCUUGCCGUCUCCAAAACAAUUGAGAAGAUAGCAAAUGAAAAGGGGACAUCAUUUCAGGCUAUAGCCCUCGCAUAUCUACUCCAUCAAUCGACCUAUGUCUUCCCCAUUGUGGGAGUCAACACGGUGGCUCAGAUAAACGCCAUGCCUGAUGCUCUACGAGUAAAGCUCUCUAAGGAAGACAUUGAUGAUAUUCACGAAGCAUCGCCAUAUGACCCAGGGUUUCCGACCAACUUUAUCUACUCGACGGAGAAGCCGAAUAAAUAUGAUCUUUCUCUGACGGCAACGGAUAAUCGGCAUCUUAGAAUGGCGGCCUGGAUCGAUGCUCCGCCGAAGCCUUUGCCUUAUCAACCAAGGAUGGGUUGAAGCCUGGAUUACGAUAUGACCAGCAAUGAUGCCAGAAUGAAUCUUAUCGCAAGAGAAAACGGCAGAAGCUUGAUAGUAUUUAUCAUGUUCCUCUAUCAAGAAUAUCCUAUCUGGAAUUCCAGAAUGUUUCAGGACAGGUAUAGAUGAUGGAACUUUAGUAAUAUU
Molecule: messenger RNA, 1391 nt
Organism: Ilyonectria robusta
Lineage: Eukaryota; Fungi; Ascomycota; Sordariomycetes; Hypocreales; Nectriaceae
Product: NADP-dependent oxidoreductase domain-containing protein
Exons: 4
Coding region: 69-1226 (385 amino acids)
Source: RefSeq, a predicted model, not a curated record